GCAAAAGGGCAGAUCGAUGUUCCCUAAGGUUUUACUGCAGUGGUGCGCAGCCAUCUCAAGCUGCGCAGCUGAAAUAGAGAGAAGGCGACAGGGCAAGUUCCAGCCGUUCAGACGACUGUUUGGGAAGAAGAAGAAAAGACAGGCGAGAGAGGGCUUUGAUGGAGCAGAGCUAAAAACCAGUUUUUCCACAGGGGAAGUGUGCAAUGGCGUUACAUCUGAUGAGGAGUCCGAUCAAAAUCUGAGGGAGUUGAAUCCCAUCGGAUCUCGAGCUCUCUCACACGACAGCAUCUUCAUUCCAGAGGAACCGGUGAAGGAGGCUGGUCUGGAUCACAGCAUGUCCCAGGAAAACGUGUCGGAUAAAGUUAGGAAUCUGCAGAGGCAGAUAGCACAAGGUAUAAAGUUUGGCCAAAGGCCUCCUUCUCUGAGAAGAAGUGAGGGAGAUGAGGGCAGCUCAGAUGAGGAAGAGGUUCCGCGUAGCCCUCUGAAAGUUUUGGCCCAGGUAGAAGCGGAGCCACCAGGAACAGAGCCAAAGCAGGUGCAGGGAGGUCAGCCAUUUGGACCACACAGCCCCCCUGUGAAGUCUCCAAGGUCCAAACGAGUUCUUCCACUCACUGGCACGAUUGAGUCCAUCAACCUUGAUGCCGUCCCUCAGUCAGUUCCUCGCUUAGACAACGCUGCCGCCAAACAUAAACUCUCCGUCAAGCCGAAAAACCAGAGGAUUUCCCGCAAGCACAGACGAUUCACACAGGACCUCCAAGAGGUAUCCAUUCCUGGUUUGGUCCAAGAUGACCUCGAAGCAGCUGGCGUCUCCACAGACGACCAGCGUAGAGCGUCUGUUGAGUCCAUUGAAAGCUUCAAGAAACAAAGACUCCAUGAGGAGGAAAGACAGGAGGCGAGGAGGAUGAGAGAGCUUGAGGAGCUGAGGUUCAGACAGGAGGAAGAAGAGAGGAAGAGGAGAGCAGAGGAGCUGAGGCUGCGUGAACUGGAGGAGGAGAGAUGUCGUAUGCAACAGCAGGAAGAGGAAGCAAGGAGGCUGCGCGAGGAGGAGAAGAGGGAAAAGGAGGAAGAGGAGCAAAGAAGGAUGUCAUUGGAGGAGGCUGAUGGGAAGUUUGAUCCACAAGAGAUGAAGAGGAGAGCUGAAGAGCUACGCUGGAGGGAGAUGGAGGAGAGACAGAGGCCAUUUACUUUUAAAGUGUCCUCUGGUGAGAAACAGAUUCUCUUCCAGAAGGUCAAUCUGACGCCUGUUACGCCGGCCUCCAGCCACCAGAGCGCUGCUGUCGCUUAUCAAAGAGAUGGAGCAAAGGCUUCCUCCUCUGAAGGACCAGACUCCCCCAACCUGCCAGCAUCUCCAUAUGUCCCCCAUACAGCUAUCCUAGUGACAGGCGCCCAGCUAUGUGGGACAGCUGUCAAUUUAGACCAGAUCAAAGACACCGCCUGCAAGUCCCUGCUGGGUUUGGGAGAGGAUAGAAAGGCCCAAGGAACACCGCCAACAAAGAGCAAGACUUCCCCAGAACGCAAGUCUGGAAAAACCAAAUCACUCAAUGAGUCUGCGCUCUCUACCGAUCAGUCCAGUGCAGCUGUCCUGGCAGAAUGGGCAAGCAUCAGAUCAAAGAUAUUCAAGGGGGUAGAAGAGGGGAAGUACGACGAGUACCCAGAGCCGAGCAGGAGCCAGUCUCAGUCCAGCGCUGAAGAACAGCCUCUGUUUGCCCACACGAACCUCAGGAAGACCAUGUCUGCUAGCGCCAAGUUCUCCAUCACCCCUGCAAGGAAGAAGUUUGGAGAUUCAAAUAGGAACUCUGAGGUGUUUGGUGCAGAAGAUAAGGAAGCAGGAGAGGAGGUUGCUCCACCUGGAAGCCCCACUGUAGCCUCUCCUUCUCCAUCAAGUAAACCUCAGAACAGGACAAGUAAAAGUGUCCGCAUCAUAGAAAGAGGGUCAGAUGAGUGUAUGUUUGCCAAAGACCUUCCUUCUUUCCUGGUUCCCAGUUCUGAAAUUCAAUCUGAAGAGGCAGAGUCGAAGAGCAGGGUUCAGAGUGAAACAGAGACAUCUGAAAGCAGAGUGGAGGGAGAGGAGCAGGGCCAGGACAGUGAGGAGAAGCCUUCUCCUUUUGGCAUAAAGCUGAGGAGGACCAACUACUCUCUGCGUUUUCACAGCGAGCAGUCCACAGAGAAAAAGAAGAAGCGCUACAGUGCUGGGGACAGCUUUGAUGGCGUCCCCUCGCCUCUUACCCCCAUUGAGCCAGACUCUGAUGCCUCUUCUGUCUUUUCUGACAAAUCAAGCCCCACGUCACCUCAGAAAGAAGGCGCGGUCAGCAAGUAUUUACAUGCAUCUGCCUCUCCUGCAUUCCCCCGGGGUAAACUGACUAAGUCUACCAGCCCGACUCCACACAGUGAGGGUGAGAAAGUGUUUUCCAAGCCACCGCUCUACCGCAGACCAGUGACAUCACCUAAGCCUACAGGUGCAGCCCCAACACCUCCCCCAUCACCACUACCUAAGGUAGCUCAUGAGUCUCCCAGUGAUGAUUCAGUGGAGAGUACAAUGGGUGUGGAUUCAUCCAUCCAGGAGCAAGCCGGAAGGAGUGAGGAACCUUCAGCCCUGCUGCACAAGAGCAGCCAAAGUCAUGUCCAAGGGGAAGAAGAGCCCAAGGAGAAGAGGUCAUUCUUCCCCUCCAUUAACAUACCCUGGAGGGAAAAGGCAGACAGAAAGACAGAACUCAUCAGGAAAGAAAAACCAUCCCUACAGAGCAGGCACUCACUGGACAGUGCGAGGGUCCAGGAGAAGGAGGCUGGACCUUUGUGGAUCACACUGGCUCUUCAGAAGCAGAAAGGCUUCAGGGAGCAGCAGCAGAACCGGGAGGAGCGUCGUAGCCAAAGAGAGGCCAAGCUGGCAGAAAAACAAGCUAAAGAGCGAGACAGUGUUACACUGGUGAGCCCCACAGACAGCAAAGGAAGUGGAAGCACCAGUCCUUCUUCUAAACCUCAGACGCCAGAGGAGCCCAAGAGACCAGAGAGCCUCCUGGGAAAAUUUGAACGCCGGGAGCACCUAAAGAAGGCCAACACUCUACCGAGCUCUGUCACUGUUGAGAUUGCAGACUCUACACCGUCGCCACCUGCUGUCAAAGAGGUGUCAAAGCGCUUCCCCUCCAGUGACUCUCCGCAGGUUUCCACAGAGCCGGCCUGGCUUGCUCUGGCCAAACGAAAGGCCAAAGCCUGGAGCGACUGUCCUCAGAUCAUCAAAUAACACCUCAAACCACCAGCUACACACGACACUCCGGCCUGCAUCAAGAGUGUACACUGCCCACAGACUCUGAAACACUUGGAGUGUCACCAUUAACUGUCCCCCCCCUCUGAGAACUCCACCUCUCACUUCUCACAAUGAAAACUCUUCCCGACUGUGAAACCAGUAAAGCUCUCCAUCUCCUCCUAACCCCCCCACAUACACUGGCUGGUACUAUUAUCAUGUUAAAGUGCGCUUCACAUUCACUUAAUCCGAUACAGCCGCACAGAUAUAAACAAUUGAUGCGAGCAUGCACAUACUGUAUAAAAACAUAAAUUAUAUGUCUCUUAAACUCCUGCAGCCAAUCGCAACCAUGGUUGGCCACUGCAAUAGCCAACCUUUUUCCUUUUUUUUUUAAAUUGUGUAGCCAACUGUGUCACCAUGGUUGUAAAUAAAUCAUUUGCUCAACACAAUAUAACACUUCUGUAUUAUAGAGGUGAAGCUCUGAUGUAUGACAGUGUUUAAUCAACAGAGGGUAACUGUCUGAAUCAUGUUUUAAGGGCUACCAGUUUAAACUCAGCACGAACCUGCUUCUGGAAGUGUUACAGGCAUCCCCUCUGUACUUCUUGGCGUUAUUUAUGUAAAGCAGCAGCUCUCCCUCUCCUGUGUCUUUUCUCUGAGCCUUGUUUUUCAUCUACAAGAGAUGCCUUUUUUUUAUCAACACAUACUGGAAAAUCUUAGCUUAACAAUUCUCACUGUGCCCGUGACGACUGUGAUAGCUGUCCAAGGAGCUAUUGUACAAUUUUGCCAUGAUUUAAAAAAAAAAGAAAGAAAAGAAACAUGGUGGGUGCACCUAAACACAGCACUGAAGACCACAAGUGUUACUGGGCAUUUAUGGUGAACCUGCACCUCAUCCUCACAGCUGUGUGACGAUGUAAUUUGGAUUUUUUAUUUUUAGGCUUUGCUUAUUGGAGACAGAUGUGACACCUCCUAGCUGUAGACCUACGACUCUUAUAGCUGUCCUCCUGUAACACGCUCGUCUUAGUAGGCUUGCGCCAUCACUUUCUCUUAAAUGUGAUAUGAUCCUACAUAAUGUAAACAUUUCCUCUAUGAAGAAAAAAAAAACUUGAUUCUUAUUUCCUGCCACUCACUUAAUGAUCUGUAUCCAUGUAAGUAUGUACUGUAUGUAAGUGAAAGGCAUUGCCAGAGGUUCGGUCAAAAAGAGGGCCCUAAAAGAGGUGGACUCACAGUCAUUUUGUUUCUAACUUUGGUCGUGCACAAUAGUGUAGUGUACGCAGUGUUGUAUGUAACAAAAAAUGUUUGGUAUUAUUUGCACUUUUUUGUCCCACUUACAGAUAUGAAAAAAAAGAUACAAAAUGUUAUGAAUAAUGUAAAUUAAAUACUGAUGUCUGAA
Messenger RNA from Pundamilia nyererei, 4628 nucleotides. RefSeq names its product capping protein inhibiting regulator of actin dynamics (gene cracd). Gene Ontology annotation, biological process: negative regulation of barbed-end actin filament capping; maintenance of gastrointestinal epithelium. The record is from RefSeq and is a predicted model, not a curated record. Bases 17 to 3238 code for a protein of 1073 amino acids. Lineage: Eukaryota; Metazoa; Chordata; Actinopteri; Cichliformes; Cichlidae. The transcript has 10 exons.